UAAUUUUUUUUCCCAAAAAUAAAAUAUAAAUCCCCAGUUUACGAACAAAUCCCUAAUUUUCGAUCGAUUGAAAAGAAAUCACGAAACCCUGCUCGUCAAGCAAUCGAAAUCUUCUAGGGUUUUGCUAUGAAAUGGCGGUGAAUUUCUUGUACCUGUCAGCGAUCUCGACGGUGGUGAGCUUCGUAGGGUUGCAGUGGUGGGUUUUCUCUUUAGUUGAUGGGAUUAAAGCCGACGGAUUGAUUGAUGGGGGUGAGAUCAGUUUGAAGAAUGUGAGGCGUGUCCUAGAGUUGGUCUUGGGAUCGAAUGUGACCGUAGCUUUGCUGGUGAAUUCUGUUGUGAAUUUGUUUGCCUUUUUGGUGCUCUCUCUCAAGACACUGUUCUUUGUCCAGCUAUAUCCAGCGGAGACCCGAAAAGUUCUGGAGCGUAUUGUUAAUUAUGUCAUUCAUAAGGGACUUUUUCUCCCAUUAGUUGUGCCACCAAAUACCUUCCAGACAGUUCUCUGGUCAAGUUGGUUGAUCAUUCUCUGUACGCUAAAGAUGUUCCAGUCAUUGGCUAGAGAUCGGCUUGAUCGGCUAAAUGCAUCCCCUACUGCAACACCUUCAAAAUACUUUCGUGUUUUUUCCUCCCUUUUGCUCGUUUUAGUUGCUGAUACCCUUUGGAUUAGGUUGUGCCUGAAGAUAUACAGAUCUUUCACCUCUAACUUAUUUUUGCUGCUGUUCUUUGAGCCGCUUAGCAUUGCUUUUGAGACACUGCAGGCUAUCAUGGUACAUGGAUUUCAGUUAAUUGAGAUUUGGCAACGACAUUCAGUUGACUGCGGUGCUGAUUGCUUAGGUUCUCUUACCCUAUUUAAAUCAGCUUCAGGAUCGCUAUCGGAGUGGAAGGGUAUCAUGAUCCGAAAUUGCGGUUUUCUCCUAGAUAUGUUGACUUUAUCUAUGUCACUAGGUCAUUACCUGAUCAUAUGGUGGCUUCAUGGCAUGGCAUUUCAUCUUGUCGAUGCAGUCCUUUUACUAAACUUUCGUGCUCUUGCUGGUGCUACUGUGAAGCGAAUAAGAGGAUACAUAAGGUUGAGGGGAGCCCUGAAUUCACUUAAUGGGGCACUUCCUGAUGCUACAUAUGAGGAGCUUUCUGCAUUUGAUGAUGAAUGUGCUAUUUGUAGGGGACCAAUGGCCAGAGCUAAAAAGCUAUCUUGUAAUCAUCUUUUCCACCUUGCGUGCUUGAGAUUGUGGUUGGAUCAGGGCAUGGCUGAUGUGUACUCAUGCCCCACAUGCCGAAGACCUCUUUUUCUGUCUAAUUUCCCAGAUUCUGCAAGUUCCAUCCCUGUGCAGGGAAUAAAUAAUGAUCGACUCACUGAGGAAGUUAGUAUGGGACUACAUGCCCGUCCUCUGCCAGUGGGGUUAUUACCUAAUCAGCAACAGAACCCAUCUGAUGCAAUGUGGAGGGGAGGAGGGUUUGAGUCUAGUUGGGUUCCUCCUUGGCCAAAUACUGGAAUGGAUUCCACAGCAGCAUCCAGUUCAGUUAGAUCUGUUGGACUUAGUGGAGUCCAGUUGAUGAUGAGACAACUCGCAUCUGUUAGAGAAGGCUACGGUCAGGGAUCACAAGAUAAUGUCACCGCUUGGAACUUGUGGUCUACUCACCAAGCUUCAGCCUCUUCCUCUGUACCCCGGCCAUCAUCUUCCCUUAGAUUCAACAGCAACACAGCAGGUUUACGGUUUCGAAACACCACACUCCCUUUAAAUGGAAAUAAUAUGCCCAACUUACAUGACAUGGUAGAUAGAGUUCGCGAGGUUUUGCCUCACAUCCCCGACGAAUUAAUCAUCGAGGAUCUUCGGAGGACCAAUGAUAUCAAUAUCACUGUGAAUAAUCUUCUUCUGGUGCAAUGACUUCAUCAUGAGUUGGUACAUAAUUUGUUGACACGUCAAGGCGUCAGAAAACAUUUGUAUAUUAGCGGCAAUUGAGAGAGGUGAGUUUGUAUUAGAAGGUUGUCCUGAGGAUUGACGCAUUAAAUAAAUUGUUUAUAGUCUCUCCUUUUGCUUGACACUGUUAUUUUUCAUAUUUAUUAAUUAGCUUAAAUGAAUGUAUAGAAAGGGUACUUGCAUAGUUGCAAUAUAAUGUUUCAAUUUGUGUGCAAAUCCUAUGAAUAUUAUUUGGGGCCUAGUAGUAAAUUAUUUCCGAUCUA
This is a messenger RNA of Asparagus officinalis (garden asparagus), 2176 nucleotides long. RefSeq names its product E3 ubiquitin protein ligase RIN2-like. Gene Ontology annotation, cellular component: ubiquitin ligase complex; plasma membrane; cytosol. The record is from RefSeq and is a predicted model, not a curated record. Gene Ontology annotation, molecular function: ubiquitin protein ligase activity; ubiquitin binding. NCBI's taxonomy places the organism in Eukaryota, Viridiplantae, Streptophyta, Magnoliopsida, Asparagales, Asparagaceae. The transcript has 13 exons. The coding region runs from base 132 to 1880 and encodes 582 amino acids. Gene Ontology annotation, biological process: ubiquitin-dependent protein catabolic process; positive regulation of plant-type hypersensitive response; protein ubiquitination.